This is a messenger RNA of Drosophila montana, 1745 nucleotides long. RefSeq lists its product as uncharacterized. NCBI's taxonomy places the organism in Eukaryota, Metazoa, Arthropoda, Insecta, Diptera, Drosophilidae. The transcript is spliced from 2 exons. The record is from RefSeq and is a predicted model, not a curated record. Bases 217 to 1512 code for a protein of 431 amino acids.
UUUGUUUUCACUUAGUUCCUUCAAAAAUUUAAAUUCGAUCAGUGUAGAAUAUUUGUUUAGAUUGUAGAGAAAAUAAAAUGCACUGAAUAUUAAGUGAAUUACUUAAUAAUAUACUUUUGGCGUUGAAAACACCUAGAAGCACAACUCACACUCACGCAUCGCUCUUCUGUGCUCAGUUGCUGGACUAGCCUUACAUUACUUAAAUAAGCAACCAAUAUGUUUGUUGAUGAUGAGGGUGAACUCUUUAAUCCGUUCAGCGUUGGACCAGCCGGAAGUGGGGAACGCUUUGAGUACAAGAUGCCAAGCAGUCCAACAUAUCCGCCACCUGUGUUUGCCACAUGGCCGCCACCAAAGGUGCCCACCAAUAGAUCGGUCUCGCAGUGUACGUUUGUCAAGCAGGCGGCAGCUGCUAUGCAUAACGGCCAAUCGCAAAGGGGUGAAGUGGCUAUUUCGAAAGCCAUUAAUCAGGAGAUGGCCGCUGCAAAACAGAUUGCGGCUGAUGGGGAGCGCAUCGAUGCGGGCGGCCAGUCCAAAACGACUCUGUCAAAUACCGGUCCUAAGGGAAAUUCUGUGACAACCUUGAUGCCCGUCAGGGAAUGCCGCGCCUCAUCCCAAUCAAGCAUAUCUCAAUUCAGCAUCGCUUCAAAGACGACCUCCAAAAAGAGCAGAGCCAAGUCGCAUGUUAGUCAGACUCCCGCUAAAGUUUCCAGCAAGAUUAGUGCGAACUCGUAUGACAGCAAUAAUACACUUGUGCCCAACACUGAAUUAAAAAAGUUAAAAGGAUCCAUAAAUAUAACAGAGAACGCAAAUGUGUCGCGCAGCAACCGACGAGCAGAUGCAGGAGGACAUUCAGUGGAUGCAAUUUCUCGUGUCUCGAUGAAGUCUCAGGCAGAAAAAAUUCAAGCAGACAAGAUCUCGUUAAGGUCUAAAGCAAGUACAGUUCAUGCAGAUAAUGCUUCCCAUGUUACUGCCCAGUUCAAGGCGAGUGACUACCGCGCUGAUACAGUUUCCCGUGCUUCCGUCCAGUCCAAGGCUAAUGACCAACGGGCAGAUAAUGUUUCCCGAGUUUCGGUUAAGUCCAAGACUAGUGAACACCCAUCCAAGGCUAGCGACCACCGAUCAGAUAAUAUUUCACGAAUUUCGGUCAAGUCCAAGGCGAGUGGCCAUCAGGCAGAUGCAGUUUCUCACGUUUCGACGGAUGCCCACGCAGGAGAUAAUGCCUCUCAAAGCGACGGAAACCAGAUGGAAGAUAUAUCAAAGCCGAAUACCAAGACCAAGCCCUCGUUGAAGGAGGUUGCUGAGGCAGUGAAAAAAGAGCUAGAACAGUCGAUGGCGACUUCAAAGACCCUGGCCAAUAAGGCAGCCGAGCUAAGUGAACGCCUUAGAGCUGGAAAUGAGUUCAAGCACAAUCGUUUCCACUCUCUGAUUCGCAUGUAUACAAACACAGAGCCAUUGAAGCGAUGCCGCGAAGAUCGCAUGUCCAUUUGGUUCAAGGACUCAGUUCUUUCCUAAUCAAAUUCUACCCUAGCCCAAUGAGUUAACAAUGCACGUUCAAACAUUUCUAGAGCAUUGAGCAAAAUUAUGAAUUUUAGCAAAAUCAAAACAAAAAAAAGACCUAUACAAUUUAAGAUGCCCAAAUAGAACUUACCCACUUUCAAAUGCAAUAAAAUAAAAAAAUAAAAGAUAAAAUGUUAGCAUGAUUUGCGGUUCUGCGUUUUGCUGACAUUUCGUAUCAUUAAUUUAAA